Messenger RNA from Owenia fusiformis, 1104 nucleotides. The record is from the annotation of a GenBank genome assembly. Lineage: Eukaryota; Metazoa; Annelida; Polychaeta; Sabellida; Oweniidae.
UUUAAAACGAGGUUCGACGAAAAUUGAACAAAAUCGAACAAUCUAAAUAUUAGAGUCUACUAGUUUUAGCGAUAAUGGCAAGAAACUCAGAAAAAGCGAUGACAAAGUUGGCCAGAUGGUUGGCAGCUAAAGAUGGCCAUGAUCUCGUUCCAGAGAGACGUCCCUACCUGGCUACAGAGUGUGACAACUUACAAAAGGCAGAAAAAUGGAGGCGACAGAUCAUCGGUGAAAUUUCCAGAAAGGUUGCUCAGAUACAAAAUGCUGGUCUAGGGGAGUUCAAACUGAGAGACCUAAAUGAUGAGAUUAACAAACUUCUACGUGAGAAAGGGCACUGGGAGGAUCAAAUCAAAGAACUUGGUGGGCCUGACUACAGAAAAAUUGGCCCCAAGAUGCUUGACCAUGAAGGGAAAGAGGUCCCUGGAAACAGAGGAUACAAGUACUUUGGGGCUGCCAAGGACCUCCCUGGGGUCAAGGAAUUAUUUGAACAAGCCCCUGUUGCAGCUGCGAGGAAAACAAGAGCAGAAUUGAUGAAGGAUAUUGAUGCUGAUUACUAUGGUUACAGAGAUGAGGAUGAUGGUGUACUCUUACCUUUAGAGUUAGCUCAUGAAAAAGAAGUGAUUGCCAACAAGGUAGCAGAGUGGAGGGCCAAGAAGGAGGGCAAACUGUCAGGGGAGACCAGUAAACAGGAGGGGGAUGAGGACAAAGAAGAAGAAAAUAUAUAUGCAGUAACUGAAGAUCCUAUUUCUGAUGAAGAAGGUGAAAGCAGAGAGGAAGAUAUGGAGACAGGAGAACAAGGACAACAAUUUAUAGCACACGUACCAGUUCCAUCACAAAAAGAUAUUGAGGAAGCUUUAUUAUUAAGAAAAAAGAGAGAACUUUUAGAAAAAUAUGCCAGUGAGUCAUUACAAACAGAAACUGAUGAAUCCAAACAAUUACUUGGAUUAUAGUAGCACUGGACUGAAUAUAGAAUGUGUUAUGGAAGGUAUCAGAAUGCUCAUGGUCUAACCGAAGCAUUUGUGGACCUAAGUAUAUUGGGGAUUUUUGCACCUCAGUGUGUUGGGGUUGCUGGACCUCAAUUUGUUAGGGACUCCUGCAACUCAAUUU